Messenger RNA from Chrysemys picta bellii (western painted turtle), 3826 nucleotides. The record is from RefSeq and is a predicted model, not a curated record. Lineage: Eukaryota; Metazoa; Chordata; Testudines; Emydidae.
AUGGUAACCCUGGCUCCCUGUUCCAGCACUGUCAGCCUUGACUUGCAGACCAGAUCUGCCGAGGAAGCCACCGACACUUCUGUAUCAGGAAGUGAGGCAUGCAGCCCAACAGAUUCGGCCUCUGCUCAGGUUUGCCCCCUAGGAGACCAACUUGAAAUGGAAUCUCCCACUGCAGCUGCUCCAGGCCAAACCCUGCCCGAACCAGGGGCUCAAGCGUUCCAGGCCCCAUGUGUCUGCAGCUUGGAUCCAGACUUGCCUGAGUUGAGGGACAGCAACAUGAAUCUACUGGAAACAGCUAGCUCGGAGUCUCCCUGGGAGCCUGAGCGUGGUGCUGGAGAGGAUCAAGAUUCCUCUGUCUCAACAAGCUGCAGCGAGAACAUUGUGUUCAAAGGGGAAAUGGAGAGCCCUGAUGCGGAAGAAACGGCCAAGAAAACAACUGGAGACCGGCCCGGCCGUGAGGAGCUGCCUGGUGGCAAGGGGGCCUCUACCCAAGAGCAGUGGGUGGGUAGCAUCCAACUUCCUCUGGAAGUGAAGGCAGCAGCAAAGGAUGAGCCAGCCGCCCUGCGGCAGAGCGAGGGUCUGGGCGAUGGGCCGGAAGAGGAAGCGCUCGGCUCUGAGGCUACGUCCGAAGAGGGGGUCUGCCUCACAGACGAGGAGAGGGAGGCCGAGGCUCAGCCCGAAGAGAGUCGGCGAGGAACUCCCCCGCCCAAAGGAGAGAGGGAGGUGGAGCUGGCGGAGAGUGUGGAGGCAGCUUCCGAAGGCAGCUCUUCUGCAUUCAGCAAUGACCUGCCCAGUGGAGACUCCCUGGAAGGCAGGCGAACACCAGGCCAUGCAGCGCUCAGUCCUCCACUUCAUCUUGAUGACGAUAAGAUGACCACUGUGGACUCUACAUGGGAGGAACCCGACCAGGCCACUUCCUCCAGAGAAUCUUCUCCAGAGCCACCGGACACCACACAGUCCUUCAUGCACACGGAUUCCAGCUUCAUGGCCUCUGAGGAGAGCACGGGAGAGAGCACCAGACUAGUUGAGCCGGAAUCCUCCAGGGCAGGGAGAGAACUGGGCACUCCCGAACAAGCAGAGAGCCAGUUGACAGAGCAGCAAGAGGGGGACGUUCCAACGGAGCUGAAGGAAGCAGUCCUACCAUUGGAAUAUCUCCACAUGGGCAUCAGCAGCAGAGGGACUCCAUCACUGCUUGUGCCCAGCCCCUCAGGGGUGUCUUCAGCAGAGCACAGCCUGGCCCCAGAGCCCCCUGAACACAGUCUGGCUCUGUGUUUGCACUAUUCCUCCCUGCGAGAAGCUCCACAUUCCACUCGCUCAGCGCACACCAGAUUAAGAGCCGACAUGCCAGUGCCUAACCAUCAGCAGCUGCUCUUCACGGCUUCUGAGGAGGAGAUCUACAUCGGCGAGCCUGCUGUUCGUGACCAGCCCCCCGCAGAGCCUGGGGACGGCUGUCCCAGCACAAGCCAGGAAGCAGAGGGUCCUGCUGAAUAUUCAGGGCCAACAAAAACGGGCCCUGACUCGCUGGAAUCCAAAGCCGUCAUUGCAGAAAGCCUGUCGGUCAGCCUUGGAUUGCUUGAGCCAUCUGGUGCCUUGGUGGAGAACCCUGCUGACCCUCCAGCAGCAUCUCGUGAGCGGCAGCAAAUCACGGCCAUGUUACAAGGCUCCUUCGGGAACCUCCAGACCUCCCAGCUCAAAGUGGGGCCUCUUUGUCCUGUGAGCAGCCAGAUGGUGACAGAAGCACAAAGUGUCCUUGCCAGCCUCAAGGAGCGGGUCUUGGAGAGCUCCUCGGAAGAGGCCACCCCAGACUCCUUGGGGGCCAGCGAAGCACAAGACUGGGUGGUCGAAGUUCAGCCUGAACCUGAAACGCCCACUCAUGAACUCGCCGCUGGCAGUGCCACCCAGCAGCCCAGCGAGGACCAGGGUGCUCGGCAGUCCUCCGAGGCCGAGUGUGCCUCAGAACAAGCACAACUGGAGAGCAUCUGUGAGACGCUGCUUGCAGCGGAGGUGACGCCCAGCCCUGUGCUGCUCACUUCCUCCAUGGGCAGCAGUGAGUCCGUGACCCCUGUGCUAGAGGAACAGGAUCUCUCAGCAGAGGAAGACUCUGGCCUGCACAGUGAAGGGCCCUUGGAGGAAGAGGCCAUCCAGGCUUCCUCUGGAACCCCUGCCAAAGACCAGGACCAGAGGUCACUGAGCCUGGAGGAGCCUGCCGAGCUGGGGAUCUCACCUAGGGAGGAAGAGCCCUGGGAGAGCCCUGGGGAGGCAGGUGUAGAUGGGGCCAUGCCAGAGGCCAGCCAAGCAGGACACCUGCAGAGUCCACAGCAUCCAGCAGACGGAGGUAAUCAGCAAAGCCAAAUCCCAUUGGACGAUACUGAAAGCAGCAGAGAGAAUGAGACGCUUCCAACUACAGAAGCAACUGGUCCAUUGAUACUCCAUUCCUCUCCUUCUCCUGAGCCCUCAACAGCUUCCCUGCCAAGUGAUUCCCAGCCUCCCAAGUCUCCUCCACCAGAGCCUUGCCCCAUCCCCGCGGCUGCUCCUCUCCAGCCAGGUCGGCCUGCCUCUCCUGAAGCCACUGUGGAGGAUGCACCUUCCCCUCCUCCUUGCUCUGAACUCAUAGAAGUGCCUCCUGCUUUAUCCUUCCUGCCACCUUGCUCAGAGGAUCCUAUCCAAGGCCAAAAAGACACCUCAGGGCUCCCCGCAUCUGACACGCUCUCUGUCGCAGAGGAUGCUCACGCUGAAGACCAGCCAUCUCUCCUGCUGGAUUCCAGGAAAUAUUUAGAAGCUUUGGAGAGCUCCGUGUCCCCAGUCCCAUGCAGAGACCCCUUCCUCAGCACCCAGGAUUCCCGAGGGAGGCCCCAGCUCCCGGGGAACAAAGACGCCAGAGGGAGGGGUUCCGCCUCCGCAGAAGAGAGGCGAGCCCACCGCGGCUCCAUCCAGUCGGAAUCAAGCUCUUCCAGCGAGAGCGAGCUGCCCUACCGCUGCCCGGAGAUCGAGAGCCUGCGCGAGGCGGCUGGCAUGGCCUUGCUGGAGGACAAGCCGCUGGUGGGGCAGAGAAGCUGUGAAGUUAACCAUAAAGGCUCUUGUAACGACUCGGAGAGCAACGAUGAGUCUAUUCCGGAGCUGGAGGAGCCGGACAUCUCCGAACCCCGGACAGCUCAGACUCAGGCACAGCUAACGCACUCGCUGAGCACCGGGGAGGAAACCAUCAGCAAAGCCAAGCAGAGCCGGAGCGAGAAGAAAGCCAGAAAGGCCAUGUCCAAGCUGGGGCUGCGUCAGAUUCACGGCGUCACCAGGAUCACGAUCCGGAAGUCCAAGAACAUCCUGUUUGUGAUAACCAAGCCGGACGUGUUCAAGAGCCCGGCUUCCGACAUCUACAUAGUGUUUGGCGAGGCCAAGAUCGAAGACCUGUCGCAGCAGGUGCACAAGGCAGCCGCGGAGAAGUUCAAGGUGCCGAUGGAGCACUCGCCUUUGAUCACGGAAACGGCCCCGGCCCUCACGAUCAAAGAGGAGAGCGAGGAAGAGGAGGAGGUUGAUGAGACUGGCCUGGAGGUGAGAGAUAUCGAGCUGGUGAUGGCCCAGGCCAACGUGUCGCGUCCCAAAGCCGUGCGGGCGCUCAGACACAACAACAACGAUAUAGUCAACGCCAUCAUGGAGCUGACCAUGUAGCUGCUGGCCCGGAUGUGCAAACAGACCCACCCCCUCUGUAUAGAUGCACAGUUACUCCUAUACAGUACAGCUGGUAUUAAAUACUCUCUAGAACUGCAAAUAUUCCUACUAGUCUACAUCUCUCAUGCUGCUCAAUAAAACGGCCUCAUGUAUUCACUUGAAA